Messenger RNA from Staurois parvus, 516 nucleotides. The record is from the annotation of a GenBank genome assembly. Lineage: Eukaryota; Metazoa; Chordata; Amphibia; Anura; Ranidae.
GGUUCUCCAGAGAGGACAAUCAAGAGAUUUGAAGCGGAAGGGGUCAGCCAUUACACCACACUCCUGCUGAGUGAAGAUGGGAACACUUUGUAUGUGGGAGCACGGGAGGCUCUGUUCUCACUGAACAGCACAAACUUCAUGUCUCACUCCAUGCUGACGUGGGAAGCAGAAGAGCUUAAAAAGAAGGAGUGCACUUUUAAGGGAAAAGAUGCUCAGAAUGAUUGUCAGAACUACAUCAAGAUCCUCCUGCAGCUGAACGGCACACAUCUGUACACCUGUGGGACGUACGCCUUCAGCCCCAACUGCACCUACAUUAGAAUCAGUGAUUUCACCUUGGAAAGGGACUCCAGUGGGAAGACAAUCACAGAAGAUGGAAAGGGACGAUGUCCUUUCGAUCCCGAAUACAAGUCAUCAGCCAUCAUGGUCGAUGGGGACAUGUAUGGUGGCACCGUCAAUAACUUCCAAGGGAACGAGCCCAGCAUAUACAAGAGCCAAGACAGCAAGAUUAUUCUGAAG